This is a messenger RNA of Aureobasidium melanogenum CBS 110374, 624 nucleotides long. RefSeq lists its product as uncharacterized. The record is from RefSeq and is a predicted model, not a curated record. NCBI's taxonomy places the organism in Eukaryota, Fungi, Ascomycota, Dothideomycetes, Dothideales, Saccotheciaceae. The transcript has a single exon. The coding region runs from base 1 to 624 and encodes 207 amino acids.
AUGGCUCCCAUCAAGACCUACGAAAUGGUUACCACCAACCUCAAGCGCACCAAGGCUGAACUCAGAGAUGUCAACAACGGCACAGCGACCUAUGAAGUUGAUCUCUCCUUCGCAACAACAGACCUACGGUCCUCGAAACCUGGACGACAUGGCAUAAUUCUACAAACCCCAUCCCCAUCCAAUCAAGUCCUCGGUACCUGUGACUUCACCUUUGGCUCCCUAAGCACACCCAUUCACCUCGGCUUUGGAGACUCUGUAGCUUCUCCGGAUACUGUAGUCUGGGAGGACAUAUACGUUCGCGAGAUAGCCAAACAAUCGGGCUUUGAGAUUGGCAUCGAUCUGGGCGGUUCCAUUGGUCGCAAGAUAUUUGACUGGAAGCGCACCAGUGCGGUCGAAAACAAGUCGGCUUUGAGUCAGAAAAUGGAUUGGCUGCACUUGAAAAUGGUGGAGAGGGAAACUGGUGUAGUUGUUGCAAAGUUCGUGCACAACUUCAUGUUUGGAAGCAAGAGAGGUACUUGGGAACUCGAAGAGUUUGAGGGUGGUGAUGAUUGGGAUAGGGUUGUGUUGUUGAGUGGAUUGGCGGUGCUUGAAUAUAUGCGGAAGAGUCAGGGGUGGUCAUAUUGA